Molecule: messenger RNA, 2040 nt
Organism: Mesorhabditis belari
Lineage: Eukaryota; Metazoa; Nematoda; Chromadorea; Rhabditida; Rhabditidae
Source: the annotation of a GenBank genome assembly
AUGAAUACGAAAUGGCCGCCGCUUCCAGAUGCACUAAUUUAUUUGAUUUUGUUAACUUUUAUUUUCGGGUCUUCCAACGGGUUACCAUGCUCUUACCAGAAUCCACGGGUCGACGAUAUUCUUUUUGAAGUCCCAAUAGGCUCAACUGGUUCAAGUCGGAAAAUCAGAUCAGCAAACGAGGAUACUCCUUCAAAAUUUGGACCACUUCGCAUACAUAUCCAUUAUGAUGACAGUGUUUUAAGAUUACCUCCGGAUAAACAAAUUUAUGUGAACUCAUCCCUUUUACCAGAAGCAGCCGGUUUUUGGGAGAACACUUUAAAUGUACGUAAACUCGAAGGAGCGAUCAAAUUGCGGAGAAAAUGUUUAACCCAACACUAUUAUUUUAAACCGGAUAAGAAAACGAUUGCUUGUGAAGUGGGAUGUAAAGAGAAGACGACUUGUGGCGAAGCGCUGAUUCCAAACGAACAUCUUUUGGAAUGUCAAUUCUGCUCAAAGCCAGACGCUUGCGCUACACUCGGAGUUUCCGGCGAUGGAGUUGAAAACGCUGAUUUCGUGCUUUACGUCUCAGCGAUACACACAAAAAGAUGUGACAAUGCGGACACACUUUCUUAUGCAGCGCAUUGUCAACAAGAGACGGAUUACGAUAGACCAAUAGCUGGCCAUGUGAAUCUCUGUCCAUCAGCGCUUUCUACCCAUAAACAUGAUAAAGAGCUUUUAAUAUCAACUGUGAAGCACGAAAUGGUACAUGCACUUGGAUUUUCCGCUGGUUUAUUUGCUUUCUUUCGCGAUGAAACCGGUCAACCGAGAACGAAACGAAAUCGUUAUGGAAAGCCCCUGACAUUGAAUCGUGAAUCUGGCUAUUAUAAUUGGGAUGAAAGCACGAUUCGAACGGUGCUUCGAGAGAAUUGGUGGACAGCACAAGGAAAUAUCAUACAUCCAGUUCAUAUAAUGGUGACACCAAAAGUACAAGAAGAGGCAAGGAAACAUUUCGGCUGUGAUAGUUUGGAAGGAGCUGAGCUUGAAAAUCAAGGUGGUGAGGGAACAGCACUCACUCAUUGGGAAAAAAGGCUCUUCGAGAAUGAAGCAAUGACUGGCACGCAUACGCAAAAUCCCGUUUACUCUCGUAUCACAUUAGCUUUAUUGGAGGACUCUGGAUGGUAUAAACCAAAUUACAAUAUUGCUGAGCAGCUGCAUUGGGGGCACAAUUUAGGGUGCGAUUUUGCGACGAAAAGUUGCGGUGAAUGGAUAAAGAAGCAAAAGAAUGAAGCCUCGGGAGCCUAUCCGUUUUGUGAGCACAUAAAACAUGACGGGAAAAAAUCUCUAGCGGUCACACGUUGCACAGCACAAAGGGAUUCGUUGGCUCUUUGCAAUCUCAUUCCUUAUAAAUCCGAGCUUCCAAUAGCGUUUCGAAAUUUUGAUUCCUUGCCGGGAGUUCAAGUUGAAGGAGUGAAGCAUUUUGGUGGUUCUGUUGAAUUGGCCGACUUUUGUCCGUACAAUCAGGAGUUCGAAUGGAAAUCGCUAAAUGGUUCGACAAGACGAGAUUCUCGCUGUGAACUUGAAGAGAAUCAAGCUGGAGUCGAGGGAACUCUUGAAAUUUAUGGAGCUUCAUCAAGAUGUUUUGAUCUUUAUCAUCCUUGGACAGAAAAACGAUGUGGCCGAACGAGAAGUUUCACUCAAUACCAUGCUGGAUGUUAUGAACACGCUUGCAUUAAUGGAACAUUGUUCGUAGGAGUCGAUAACUCAACUCAACUCUAUCCUUGCUAUAAAGAGCGUCAGAAAGUUCAUAUAAAACGGAUCAUAAAUGGCUGGCUCCGCGAGGGUGUGCUUAUCUGUCCGCCGUGCGAGCAACUUUGCACAGAAUGUCGACCAGCUUAUCACUCAAUAGGCGAGGUUUUCGAUGGCUCAAUGGAUCAAAGUGGGGCAAAAAAUCACAAUAUCCCCGAAUUUAUCGGCGAUCCCGAUCUACCCGAACCGUGUGCAUCGAUCCCUCUUCAUCCAUUUUUGCCUUUUCUCUUCUCUAUAGUCGCCUUGUUUUUCAUA